Acanthosepion pharaonis is the source of this 816-nucleotide messenger RNA. Lineage: Eukaryota; Metazoa; Mollusca; Cephalopoda; Sepiida; Sepiidae. The record is from the annotation of a GenBank genome assembly.
AUGAUUACCUUUCUCUUUCUCAUCAUUAUUUAUUUAUUUUUUUCCUUUUUUUUAUCUUCUUUUUCAUCUUUUCUUCCUCUAUUUCCUUCCUCUUUUUCUUCUUCGUUUUGUCUUUCUUAUUUUUUUGGUUUUCUUCUUUUCAUCUCCCUUUCUCUUCAAAUUCUUUUUCUCGUUUUCUUCUUUCAUUUCUUUUUUUUUAUUAUUAUUUUUAAUCUUUUUAUUCUUUCUUCCUCUACUUCCUUUCUCUUUUUCUUAUUCGUUUUGUUUUUCUUCCUUCAUUUUUUCUUCUUUUUCUUCUUCAUUUCCUUUCUAUUCAAAUACUUUUUUCGUUUUCUUCUUUUAUUCCUUUUUUUAUCUUCUUUUUCAUCUUUUCUUCCUCUAUUUCCUUCCUCUUUUUCUUAUUCGUUUUGUCUUUCUUAUUUUUUUGGUUUUCUUCUUUUCAUCUCCCUUUCUCUUCAAAUUCUUUUUCUCGUUUUCUUCUUUCAUUUCUUUUCUUUAUUAUUAUUUUUAAUCUUUUUUAUUCUUUCUUCCUCUACUUCUUUUUCUCUGUUUCUUAUUCGUUUUGUUUUUUCUUCCUUCAUUUUUCUUCUUUUUCUUCUUCAUUUUCCUUUCUAUUCAAAUAAUUUUUUUUCGUUUUCUUCUUUUUUUUUUUUUUUUUAUCUUCUUUUUUCAUCUUUUCUUCCUCUAUUUCCUUCCUCUUUUUCUUAUUCGUUUUGUCUUUCUUAUUUUUUGGUUUUCUUCUUUUCAUCUCCCUUUCUCUUCAAAUUCUUUUUCUCGUUUUCUUCUUUCAUUUCUUUUCUUUAUUAUUAUUUUUAA